AUGUCGACCACUUCGGCGGUCCGAUCAUCUUCGCGGCGAAAACUGUUUGCGCCCACACCCAUCAGCUCUGAUUCCACGAGCGUCUCUGUCACUGCGCCCACCACAGCUUCAGCCAGCAGCAAUGGUGUGGUCAAUGGUGCAGACGGCGAUGCAGCGCUAGCAGCGGCCAUGUCGGCGUCGGAAGCACGGCGGUCGUACUCUCUGCGACGAAGGGCACCGGCUGCUUCUACGUCGACAGCAGCGGCAGCGGCAGCGACGCCUGUCGAGGUGCGGAAGAGGAGGCCGAGGACAUCGGCAAAGCGAGCGCGGGCUCGGUCUUCGCCCUCUUCCGCUUCCGAUGACGAUUCCGCUGCUGGGUCUGACUUCUCCGACCACGACGAGGCACGCAGCUCGUCCGACCACGACAGCGAUGUCUUCUCCGCCGAACCAAGCUCCAAGUCCAAAGCCAUCAAACCUACUUCUACAAAGCGAACACGCAAGCCAGCUGUCAAACGUGACCCCUCCUCUUCCUCCUCCGCCGACGAAGCCAAACCAGCUGCGCGCAAACGCAGCAGCCCCAAGAAACCCACCGCCUCCCCCUUCGACGCCUCCCCUCGCAAGCCCACCAAGAAACCAAUCAAAGUGAACCUCGAACCGCACGAAGCGCACCCGGCGCCCGACAACUGGGAACUCGUCUACACGCUCCUCUCCAAGCAACGGCGCAAGAUCGUCGCUCCCGUCGACACGAUGGGAUGCGAAGAGAACGGGCGCCAAGACCGGCGCGCCGACUCGUGGCGUGCGACAGAGACGCCGCUCGAAGCAGCCAAACGCGAACGCCUCGCCACGCUUGUCUCGCUCAUGCUAUCCUCGCAGACAAAGGACCCCGUGACGGCGGAAGCGGUGUACAACCUGCAACGCACGCUCCCGAACGGUCUAUGCCUCCAAUCGCUUCUCGAAGCGUCUGACGAGACUAUCUCGACCUGCAUCGCCAAGGUCGGCUUCUGGCGCCGCAAGACCGGGUACCUCAAAUCCGCAGCACGCAUCAUCCAGAGUGACUUUGGCGGCGACGUCCCACGCACGGUUGACGAGCUCUGCAGCCUCCCCGGCGUCGGACCGAAGAUGGCCUUCCUCGCGUUGAGCAGCAUGGGCAUCCAGCUAGGCAUCGGUGUCGACACCCAUGUUCACCGCCUCACCAAUCGCCUCGGCUGGCACUCUACCAAGACGCCCGAAGAAACACGCCUCAACUUGCAGUCUUGGCUCCCCGCCGAACUGCACGGCAAAAUCAACCGGCUGCUCGUAGGGUUCGGGCAAGUAAUUUGUGUGCCCGUGGGCCCGAGGUGCGAUCUGUGCGCCGUAGGGCAGGCGGGGCUGUGCCCAAGUGCCAGGGUGCUCGACGAGCGGAGUACCGCGAAGCGGGUCAAGGUGGAAAUGCUGGCGAGUGAUGAUGAAGGCGUAGUGGUGGAGGAAAAUUGGGUCAAGGUCAAGAGGGAGGCGGACGAGGAGGGGGAGGGGGAAGCGAGGGUCAAAGUUGAGGUUGACGGGGGUGCAAUGGGGGUCGCCGAUUUGGCUGAGGCUGUGGCGGUGAAGAAGGAGGAGGUGGACGACGACGCUGUGUUGAAGGAUAAAGCUCUGGAUUGGUAG
This is a messenger RNA of Sporisorium graminicola, 1620 nucleotides long. RefSeq lists its product as uncharacterized. Gene Ontology annotation, cellular component: nucleus. The transcript has a single exon. Bases 1 to 1620 code for a protein of 539 amino acids. Lineage: Eukaryota; Fungi; Basidiomycota; Ustilaginomycetes; Ustilaginales; Ustilaginaceae. Gene Ontology annotation, biological process: nucleotide-excision repair; base-excision repair, AP site formation; base-excision repair. The record is from RefSeq and is a predicted model, not a curated record. Gene Ontology annotation, molecular function: DNA-(apurinic or apyrimidinic site) endonuclease activity; DNA binding; oxidized pyrimidine nucleobase lesion DNA N-glycosylase activity.